This is a messenger RNA of Ascoidea rubescens DSM 1968, 4243 nucleotides long. Its product is annotated as GATA-like domain-containing protein. The annotation marks the transcript as partial. The record is from RefSeq and is a predicted model, not a curated record. NCBI's taxonomy places the organism in Eukaryota, Fungi, Ascomycota, Saccharomycetes, Ascoideales, Ascoideaceae. The transcript has a single exon.
UAAAUAUACCUCAUUAAAUGUAUUAUUUAUUUUCAUUUCCUUCUUUAUCUUUAUCUCUAUCAUUAUCUAUAACGCUUAUACUUAUCCCAAUUUUAUCAUACCAUAUCAUAUCAUAAUUCUAUACUCAUCUUUAUCCUUUCGUCUAUUUACAUAAUAACGGUAACAAUAAUAAUAUUAUAAUAAUAACAACAAUAAUAAUAAUAGAAAGCAAUAAUAACGAUAAAAGUAAAAUUAAUAAUAGAAAGCAAUAAUAACAAUAUAAAUAAUAACAACAAUAACAAUAAUGUGGAAUAAUCAUGGUUAUAAAUCAUCCUCUAAUAAUGAUAACAUAACUCUCUUUCAAUUUAAUCCCUCUCUCAAUCUAAACCAAAAUCUAGACAUCUCUUUCAACGACAUCUUAAAAAUCUGGAAUGGUCUAAUUAAAUUUCAAAACUUCAUCAACAAUGGCCAACGACUAGAAUACCUCUCCUGGAGAAUCCUAAACAAAAACUUCAUAAACCAAAAGAACAAUAACGAUAACAAAAAAAAAAAAAAAUUCAAAUUCAAUCUAGAUCAAAACGACUUCAACUCAAUUCUCAAAAUAUCUGAAAAAAAUUCUGACUUCCUUUACCAACCCUCUAAAGACAAAGACAAAGAAAGAGAAAAAGAAAGAGAAAAAGAAAAAGAAAAAGAUAAAUCAAUCCCAAACCAUCCCUCUCACCCCCAAAGACCAAAAUUUAAACGUAACAACAGCUCCAAAUCUUCUCUCAAAUCAACCAAAUCAACCAAAUCUCUACAAAACUUAUCAAGAAACUCCUCUCAAAACUCAAUAUCAAUCUCACAACCAACUUCAAAUCCAAACUCAAAUCCAACUUCAAAUUCAAACUCACAAUCAAACUUAUCAAACUUAAAUCUACCCAUCAUAAACAACAAAUCUUUCACUCUAACAAAAUCAGAAGUUCACCACUUUUCAAAACUAAUAAACAAUCUCGAUGACUCAAAAAAGGAUCUUCCCUUCUCUUCUAAAAAUCAACUAAAAAAUCUGCAAAAGUUUCAACAAAAAUAUCAAAAAUUUCAACAAAAUAAUAACGAUAAUAAUGAUAAUAAUGAUAAUAAUAAUAACGAUAACAAUAAUAAUAACAAUAAUAAAAAUAAUAAAAAUAUCCAAAUUAACCAAAAUCUAAUUACUUCUUCCAAAAAUGAUUACAUACAGCGUAGCGCCAUCUUUGAUAUAAUGAAUUAUCAACCUCAAAAGAAUAAACUCAAUAGAACUGUAUCCUAUGAUGGCUUUUCAAAUCAAAAUUUCUAUUCAAAUGAUAAUAAUGAUAACAAUAGAAACAACAGUAAUAAUAAUAAUAACAGUGUUAAUAAUAAUAAUAACGGUAAUAAUAAUAACAUCAACAAUAUCAACAAUAAUAUAACCGCCAAUAUAUCUCAAAAUUUGGUCCAAAAUUUAUCUCAAAAUUUAAACGUCAACACAAAGGAUUCAAUUAUAUACCUCUCAAAAUUAAAUAGAAGCAAAAGUCUUGCCAAUGUCAAAACUUUCCAAAAAAUCCCCUUGAAUUACAACAAAAUCAGCAACCCACCAAAUAUCAAAUCUGGUGCUCUCAAUUUUAAAAACCAGGUUGAAAAUGAAAUCAAAAUCGUUAAUCCAUCAAACAAAUCAAAUGAUGUCUUCAAAUUUCAGGACUUGAUCGAAGUAGAUGAAGAAGAAGACGACGAUGAUGACGAUGAUGAUGAAACUAUAAGUCCUGGCACUAUAUUGGAUUCAAGAAUUAAAUUCAAAAAGAAACAUUCAAAUUUAAAUAACAAUAAUAACCAAAUUCAAAAUAACUUUCAAAAAAAUUUCCAGAAUAAUCCCCAGAAUAAAAUUGCCGCUUUAAAUACAUCUUCAAAGAUUAGUCAAUAUCCUAAAAUUACAAAUAAUAAAUCAGUUUUUAAUAAUAAUAACAACAACAACAACAACAACUUGAAACUCUCGGUUAAUACCUUUAAAAGACCCAAUCCUCAUGACAAAUACAAUCUCAACAACGAGCCAAAUAAGGCAAAACUUACUAAAAAUCUCAAGUUUAACAACGAAAAAGUCAGCAUCUACAUUGAAGAUACAAAUCCUCAAACAGCUAACAAUCAAAAAAAUGAUAAAAAAAUAUUUUAUCUUGAAAGCUCUCCAUCUCCUGCUGAUUCAGAAUUAGCAAGUCCAAUUCAAACUUCUUUGAAACUCAUCUCAAACUUAUCCCAAAAUAAUAAACAAAUACAUUCUCAUUCUCCCUUGCAAAAUGUAUCAACUAUUCAAAAUUAUAAUCAAAAUCAAAAUCAAAAAUUAUCACAUUUCCCUGAUAAACUAAAUAAUAUCAAUCUAUCUCCAAACACUAGAGGCAACAAAUUAAACUUAUUGUUCAAUAACCAUCCUACGUUAACAGAUACUACCAACAACAAACAUAAUCAAUAUAACUCAAUUUCAGAAGUCAUUGACAGAAAUGAUCCAGCUAGAGAGUAUAAAGAAUAUACAAAGGAAAUCGAUGAUGAUUCUUCUAACGAUGAAGAUGUUAAAUUAACACCAUAUAAUAAUGUCAUUAGUAAUAAUAACAAAAGUAAUAACAAUAGUAAUAUCAAUACUAACAAUAAUGAUAACAACAAUGAUAACAACAACAAAAACAACAAUAAUAAUAAUAAUAAUAAUAAUAACAAAAGAAAUAGCACAGUCAGUGAAAAAUCUGAUUUUUCAAGCUCGCUUUUAUCUCAUAACACUAGAAACAAUAAACUGCCCACUCUUAAUUCAAAACAAGCAAAUCUAAAGGCUCCUCAAGAAUCAUUAUUCAUGAACCAACAGAGAUCUACACAUGGAAAUAGUACAGUUAUUUAUUCAGACGAUUCAUUUUCGGAUGAAGAUGACGAUGACGAUGAUGAUGAAGACGGUGUAUGGUGCUCAGUAUCUGGUAGUGAUGAAGAUGAAGAUGAUGAUGAUCAAUCUGAUAGUCUCAAUAGGAACAACGCACCUAGAUCAAGCUUCAAUGAGGUAUUUCAAAGAACAAAUAGCACCUGUAGUACCAAUCAAGAAACUAAGGUAUCAUUAUUAUCCCAAAAAUUACUUCACAGAAACACAAUUGACAACGGGUAUUUUACCUCUAAUAAUAACUUGAUUCGUAAUCCUUAUAAUUUCAGAAGAUCACAAGUUGAUGACUCAGUUUACCAGACUUCAGGAAAUAAUCUUUCAAAUGCUACAUUAUCUUCAAAUGUUUCCAGCAAUAGCGAAAAUAAUGGCAACAAACCCAGAUUAUUACAUAGAUCAUCAACAAGCACGACAUUGAUCAAUGGAGGUAACUAUGGCACUGGGAUGCAAAUAUUAGAGUUUUCUACAGUUCAACCUUCAACAAGUAUUAAUACUAAAAUUACAACCGGAGUUUUAGAUACUCCGUUUACAGAUCCAGAUCAAUUAACAAAAAAAUUAAAAAGAUCUAAGUCAUCAUCAUCAACAUCAUCUAUUGGACAGCUAUUUCGUCAAAGUUCUUUUAAUAAAUUGUUUCGUCUCAAUUCAUCUACUAAUAUUGCUGCAAGUGCCCAAAAUAUUCUUCUGAAUUAUAGUGGUGGUGGUAAUAAUUCAAAUGAUAGCAAAAAUAAUUCCAAAGAUGAAAAGCAGGAACAAAACUUUUUUACUUCAUUUGGAUUGAAAAAAAGUGCAUCUGCAGUAACAAACGAAUUGCAAAAAAGAACAAAAACAGGUCAGGUUCCUGAAACAGUAAGAAAUUUAUUGCCAACUGCAUACACAUCUCAUAUGUUUCACCAACGACAAACUUCAGUAACAUUAUCAGCAAUCGAUGAAACAACUUCUCACAGUUCACAGGCUCCCGUUUUGGUUCCAGUUGCCGUUAAUAAUCUUAAUAAUAAACCCGAACAACUGAGUAAGAGUGAAGGACAAAAUAAAAAUGACAGUGAUGACGAUAAUGAAGAGUUUUUCAAUAGGGAAAAAAUUGAAAAUCGAUAUAGAAAUGGAAUUAACACAAUAGCAUUUAAAAAGCGGAGCAUAAUUGAUGAUCCUCGAUUGCCAAGUAGUGUUAAGCAAACAUUGAUUAUGGGCCUUGAAAAGGAUAAAGCGAAAAUUGAUUUUCAUUUAAAAACACUUGAUAGUGAGGUUAAUCUAAAUCAAAUAUAUCAAAAAUGGGACUAUGAUAGCUACCGUGAUAGAGUAUGGUGAUUAUGAUGAUGAAUUGUAUUAUAAUUUUUUAAUUCAUUAUAAAUUUUCUAAUUUAUGUUUUCUUUUUAUUUU